Messenger RNA from Chaetomium fimeti, 180 nucleotides. RefSeq lists its product as uncharacterized. The transcript has a single exon. Lineage: Eukaryota; Fungi; Ascomycota; Sordariomycetes; Sordariales; Chaetomiaceae. The annotation marks the transcript as partial. The record is from RefSeq and is a predicted model, not a curated record.
GAUACUGGCCUGGGCUGUAGUACUAAAUCUCCCUACCUAGAUAUCCUCAAUUAUAUCGGCCUCCAAUACAAUGAAAACACGCUAAUAGGUAUAUCCGACGAAGUAAUGUACGCUAUCGGCCUAAGUAGUAAGAUCCGCUAUCUGGAAGGGGAAUGGUUAACCCUGGAAGCUGCGCUCUAG